GAAGGCCAUAGUGUGACGUAAACGACGAUCUAAACAAGUAUCAGCUGUGUAGCAGUCAUUGUUCGUAUCAUCCGUAUUGGCAGGCGUACAAGAAUCCUGUUUUUUCGUGGAUUUAUUUGCUUUGUUCGGGGAGCGUUGUUCGUAGGUAAAGAAAGAAGUAAGCGCGCGUGUGGAUUUUCUAAACGUAAGGAGGAAAUAAAAAAGGGGGGAGGCGAGAAGAACUUUCCCGUGCAACGUAAUCGUGGCUGCGUGCGUGCUUCAGCCCCAGCCACAGCCCCACCAACGAACUCGAGAGGGACAAUAAUCGUGUGAAAAACGGGGCGGUACGCGCAUAAGCCUGGCCUCGAGCGGCGAGUCGGACGACGGUGGACUCGCUCCGCCACCGCGCAAAAGGUCCCGUAGUUCUCUCCCGGCUACUCUACGACCAGCGGACGAGCACCACUCCAAUCCAGAGAUGGAGAACUAUCGAAUCUCAAGACGUAUCGACGUCGGAUUCCUUUCGUAUGCGCUGUAUCCCCGAGCGGUUUUCUUAUUUAUCCAAAUUCUUCCGUCGAAUUCUUAUUGAUUCUCUCUCUCUUUAAUGCAAACUUAUACGGUUUUCAAAUUUAAUCACACAAAAAAAAGUAAAUAAAUAUAUCAAAAAUAGAAAACAAAAAGAUAGAGAGAGAAGAUAUUACAUGUCAAGAUAAAAAUGUUCCGCUUAGUACGCAUAUGCGUUAGUAUUCCGGACAAGUAUUGCAACCACGGUAACAUUUCCGUGUGCAUAACAGCGUAAUGCAGCAGCAGGCCUCAAACGGUGGAGUUUCUUCUGGGCUGCAACAGAACGGAGCUACGGCUGACACUGGGGGACCACAAGCUAAUGGCAAUGUGAUACCGGAAUCCGAUAAUGACAUCAAUGGUGUGAAUGGGGAAACUAAUCCAAGUUUAGGACCUCCAAAAAUAAUGGACAAAACUAAUCAGGACAUUGUGAGGCUCAUCGGACAACAUUUGAAAACUGUCGGGCUAGACCGCACGGCAGACCUUCUUAUGCAAGAAUCAGGCUGUCGGUUGGACCAUCCAGCAGCUGCAAAGUUUAGACAGCAUGUUAUGGAUGGAGAUUGGAACAAAGCAGAUCAUGAUCUUAACGAAUUAAAGUCCUUUUUAAAUGGUGCAAGUCAAAGCUUGGUGGAAAUGAAAUUCCUACUCUUAGAACAAAAAUAUCUGGAGUACUUGGAGGAAGGCUUAGUUCUAGAAGCUUUACAAGUCUUACGCAAUGAAUUGACACCCCUAGGCCACAAUACAGGCCGUGUUCAUCAAUUGUCAGCAUUUAUGAUGUGUAGCGGGCGUGAUGAAUUACAGACACGUGCAGGCUGGGAUGGUAAAGGUUCAGCUUCCAGGGCAGCACUUAUGGAUAGAUUACAGAGGUAUCUUCCACCUUCCAUUAUGCUGCCACCACGUCGACUUCAUUCAUUACUUUGUCAAGCAGUAGAAAUGCAAAAUCAGCAGUGCACAUACCAUGUAACGCAUAUGCAGACAAGCUUGGAAAAUGUGUCGCUGCUUGUGGACCACAGUUGUAGCAAAGAACAAUUUCCGUGCCAUACCGUACAAUUGCUGAACGAUCAUUGCGACGAAGUUUGGUAUUGCAAAUUCUCUCCCGAUGGUCUCAAAUUAGCCACAGGUUCUAAAGAUAUGACUGUGAUUAUUUGGGAUGUCGAUCCGGAAACCUUAAGAGUAACGCACAGAAAAACCUUGGAAGGACAUACGUAUGGUGUUGCACUUAUAGCUUGGAGUCCAGAUAGUAGUCAUCUUAUUGCCUGUGGUCCUGAAGAUUGUCCAGAAUUGUGGCUUUGGUGCGUGGAUACGCCUGACUGUGAAUUACGUGUUAAAUUAACGCAGAGUACCGAUGAUUCUUUGACAGCCUGUGCUUGGCAUCGAGAUUCGAAUAAAUUUGUUGCUGGAGGACUUCGUGGUCAGUUCUAUCAAUGUGAUAUGGAUGGUAAUGUCUCAGAUUCAUGGGAAGGUGUUAGAGUUAAGUGUUUAUGGUGUAGAAGCGAUGGAAAAACUGUUUUAGCAGCUGAUUCUCAUCAUCGAAUUCGAGGAUAUAAUUUUGACGAAUUAUGUGAUUUUACAAUAUUACAAGAGGAUCACCCUGUCAUGUCCUUUAGUGUAAACAAAGCGGAUAGACUUGCUUUACUUAAUGUGGCUAAUCAAGGAGUACAUUUAUGGGAUUUACAAGAUCGUUGUUUAGUAAGGCGUUUUCAAGGUGUUACCCAAGGACAUUUUACAAUUCAUAGCUGUUUUGGAGGUAUCAAUCAAGAUUUUAUCGCGUCUGGUAGCGAAGACAAUAAAGUGUAUGUAUGGCAUAUCAAGCGAGAGCUCCCCAUAGCAACUUUAACAGGACACAGUCGAACGGUUAAUUGUGUUUCCUGGAAUCCUGUUUAUCAUCAAAUGAUGGCUUCUGUAUCUGAUGAUUGUACAGUAAGGAUAUGGGGACCAAGGUCUUCCUCUCCCGAAAAAGCUGAUAAUGAUAAGACUGCAUCACUAGAAAGUGCAUCCUCAAAUAGCAGUGGCUGGCACGAAAUGGUAUCGUAGCGAAUUACAGCACAUCAAAAUUCCCAUGACUUCAUGGUGUUCAAAAGACUGUUUUACUGAAUGUCAUGCUGACUUUUUCCUGCCCAUUGCAAUUAUCCCUCUGUGCCUCACUAUCAUCAAUUUAUAGACCAUCAAUUAAAUGUGGAGGUAAAUGGGGGAUAUGGACGUUAGCAAUAUCUGCUAACCAAUAAAAUGCUAAUCAGAUAUGUAAAAAUUUGGGAACUUAUGUGUACGUUUCUUUUUGGUUGAUUUACGGAUUUUAUAUAAUAUAUAAUCCGUCUCACUAUAUCUCACAUUGAGCUGUGUGAUUUAUUCAUACGAGGUAAUACUUGAAAAUAAAGAGAGGAGCAUAAUAAAAAAUAAAUAUAAUAUGUUAUGGCAGUAUAGAAACUAAAGAAAUUCCGUCUUAGAAUUAGUAUAAGGGUGAAGGUUUAUAUGCAUGAAUAAAGAAAUUACGAAGAGAGCAACCAUUUGGUCACACUGUUUUGACAAGGAUUAUGUGAAAUCUGUUUAAUCAUGCUAAUAAAACACAUUGUAAAUAACAAUCGUACGUGUAGUGAAUCUCUAACUCGUUUUGUAUUUCAUCAGUGGAAAAGACAAGAUCUAUGUUUCUAGCAUACAAACCGAACUUGACGUCUUAUAUCGAACGAGAAUGCUUCAUGUGAUAUGCUGUUAAUCUUGAAAGGUUACUAGAUGAUUAAAUAUAGUAAACACAGAAAAUAAGAGAAAAGAAUUUCGAACUUUGUAUAUUGCCAUGCGAUAAAAGAAAUAAAUACAAGUUUUAUAAUUAUAAUUUUGUUGAAUAGAAGAAACUUGGAGUGCAAAGAUGAAAAUUUUACAAGUUUAUCUCUAUGAUUUUAAUACACAAAAUCGAGUUUAUAAGUAAACAUUGUAUAAUUACGUUUGUAUGUUUGUCUUUUAACUGCCACAUUUUCAGAAUAAAAACUCGAUUCAAAUUUCAAUUUAAUGUAUUAAAUAUCUCCAAGGCACGAUAAACAUUUUAUGCAUGACCUCAUAUCCUAUAAAAAUCAUUUUUAUAAACAUACCAUUUGGUUUUAAUAGUAAAAAAAAAUAUUUUGCUGUAUUAAAAAAAAAAAAAAAAAAAAAAAAAAAAGAAGAGAGAAAAAAAAAGAUCCCAGUUUUUAAUCCAUAUUAAAUGUAUCUAAUCGGUAAGAAUUUUUAAUGGCAGUUAUGGGACGAAUUGUUAAAAUCUUUAUUUUUCUAUUAUAAGGUGUCAAUAUCAAUGAAACUGAUAUUUGUUAAAAAAUGAUGUAAGCAUAAUGCAGAAGAUAUGUCAAUGCGUAUCAAGCUUUGAAUAUCUGUCUGUAAAUGCUGCUCAUAAUGUCCCUUGCAUCUUAACUUUGCUUUGCAUGCAAAAAAAAGAUUGCUAACAUACUUUACUAUAAUAUACAUGCUACUUAAAAAAAAAAGCAAGAAAAAAAUAAAAAAAAUAAAAAAAACAAAGAAAUUUAAUUUUGCACACAGAAAGUGAAAAGAUCUUCUAAUCAUCCUGAAGUGUAUGUAUAAAAGUGCUUACUUUCAUAGUAAAUAUUAU
Molecule: messenger RNA, 4126 nt
Organism: Vespula pensylvanica (western yellowjacket)
Lineage: Eukaryota; Metazoa; Arthropoda; Insecta; Hymenoptera; Vespidae
Product: WD repeat-containing protein 26
Exons: 11
Coding region: 775-2571 (598 amino acids)
Biological process (GO): proteasome-mediated ubiquitin-dependent protein catabolic process
Cellular component (GO): GID complex
Molecular function (GO): protein binding
Source: RefSeq, a predicted model, not a curated record